This is a messenger RNA of Paramecium sonneborni, 1339 nucleotides long. The record is from the annotation of a GenBank genome assembly. NCBI's taxonomy places the organism in Eukaryota, Ciliophora, Oligohymenophorea, Peniculida, Parameciidae.
AAUAAAUUAAGAAUGGAUCUUUGUGUAUUUGGAGUGGAUGAUGGAUAUGCAGAAGCAAUAAUAAGAGGUCUUAGAGCUAGUUUUUUAACUGAAGCUCAAUAUUAAUAAAUGAAGAAUUGUGCUUCAAUUCCUGAAUUAAAAUCAUUUUUAGAGGAAACAGAUUAUCAAGUAUUUAGAAAUAUGAAAUAUAGAAUUGUUUAUAAGCUGACAAUCCAUAGAUUCCAACUUCAAUACUGAGAUAAAGGUUAAAGAAGAAAUUGGCUGAUGAAUUUGAGUAUAUAGAAGCAUAAUCUACAGGAACACUUACAAAGUAUUUGUUCCAUUUGAGGUAAUUAAUUUAAUUAGUAGAACAGAUGUCGUUUUAUGAUAGAUAAUGUAGUUAAUAUGAUAGAAGGAUUGAAGAAUAAAAUUGAUAUUGAAAUAUUAUUGAGUAAUAUUGAUCCAUUAGGUUGGUUUCCUGAAAUAAAAAAUAUUAAAGUGUUGGAAGGAGAUGAUUAUAGUAGUUUAUAUAGAGAUGUUUUAAUUGAUACACCAAUAGGAGUGUAUUUUAUGAAAUUUUUGGAAGAAUCUAUAGAAAACUUGCAUGAAAAUAGGACAUUGAAUGAUAUUUAGAACUUAUUUAGAGAAAUGAAACCAGAAUAUAUUAGAACAUCACUUAAGAAGAUGUGGUUAGAAGAUUUUUAUUCUUUUUGUGAAUCUGAAGUAUAAUGAAAGAAUAUUAAUAAAUAGUUGAUGCCCACUUCUUAAGAAGCAUUAUUAGAAUUGUUAAAAUUUGAAGCAGAUUUUAAAACAGUUUAAGUGAUUUACAAUUCAAUAGGAAAUAGAGAUUUGAAUACAGCUGCUAAGAUUAUUACAACAAGGAAAUAAUUAUGUCCAACAAUUGGAAAUUUAUAUCCAGAUUGUGAAAAAGUAUAUUUAUAGGCAAUGACAUUGGAUGCUUUAAGAGAAGCAGUGAAAGGUUGUGAUAAUUAUAGAGAUUUAUUGAAGGAUGCACCUGAUCCUUUAAAAAGAGAAGAGUUUAAUGUAUAAACAAAGUAAUUAGAAUAUUAUAUAAUUAAAUUAGAACUCUUGAUGAUAUUAUGUAUGAUGAUGAAUGUAGACGCUAUGCACUUUCUUUUGAUGGAUAAGGAUCAUAUGGAGUAUUUUAAUAUAUAAUUUUUAGGUGUUUUAUGCAUAUUUAAAAUUGAAAGAAUAGGAAAUCAGAAAUAUUAUUUGGUUAGCUGAAAUGAUUUCGAGAAAACUAGCCAAAAACCAUCCUGGAUGGAAAAAAAUAAUUAUACCUUUUAGUCAUUUAGGAAAAUGAGAAUUUAUAGAUUAUAUAUAUUUAAAUAUAUAAAGU